GGCAAUUCACCUUGUCCACUUGUUUGAAUGGUGUUAGCUCCACGCUGAGGAAGUUGACAUUUUGAGAUGACAUGCUGAAAUGACAUGCUGAGAUGACAUGCUGAGAUGACAUGCCGUUAUAAAUAGGAUCUGUACCAGAUCACACCAACAGGCUGAAUGUUGUGGGACAGGCGGGGUUUGAACCCACUUCCCCUCGUUCUCACUGUUCUAGUCCUUGCCACACUGCCAGGUCACGUGACGGCCAACACCCUGAUCACGCGACCUGGCCUGUCAGACACCCAGUGCGCAGGCGCGUGUGUUGAUGAGAAGGAGAUCGACUGCCGCUACUACAAGUUCAACAAGGUCAAGGAGUCUUGCGUCCUGUCUGCAGAACCGGAUGUAGCGGUGCCGGAUAUGAGGAAGGUGGACAAGCCAGAGGUUGGCCCCAUCAAGAAACCAGCGUCCUCGUGGAUCGAACAGCUACAGGCGCGUGUCUUGGCCCUGGAGCAGAGGAAUAUUGAUGUCAAGAACCUCCACAAGGAGACAACAGAGUUGAGGGCAGAAGUGGCGGCUUUGAAAAAUUCACGGGCUUUGACUCACCAUCUCCUGAGGACAACUAAGGAGCAGACGGAUCAGAACAUUGCUGCUGAAGACGAGAAAACGGAAGUGCUGAAAUCUGAGACUAAGCGGGUCGAGGACGCGGUCAUGACCUUGGGCGAGCUUCAGAAGACCUUCAGUGACAAGGUCAGAAAGGUCAACGAGGAAGAGAAGGGCACAAGUCUCACAGUGGCAAUGCUGUCCCAGUCAGCUAAGGAUAUGAGGGCCAGUAUCAGAGAGCUAGCCACGUCAACAUCUGACCUGAAGAACGGCCUGACCUCGGUCAAAAGGUUGACCUCAGAGUUGGAGGUCAGAUUCGCUGGUCUAUCUGCUGACGUCAUGGAGAAAGUGGCUACCAUAGAUACGCUGGUGGGACCAGAGCUGAAGGAGAUGAGAGACUCCCAGGCGACCCUAGCAGAAGCCCUCAGUCUGCUGACCAAAAAAAUAAUGUCCUUGACCCCCAGAAUUCCAGCCCUCCAGAAACAACUGAACAAGAAGGAGGGCAUGCUGGCUGUGGUGACGAAGAAGAUGGAGAGUCUGGACAGUCAGAUCGACUUCCUCAAUGAGAGGCUGCGCUUCUCAGAGAAACAGCUGCGGAAAGUUAUAGAUCCGGGGUCCAAGAUAAACCUGGAACAACGCCGAAUCUUGACCUACUUACGGGGGCAGGUGGCAUCGGUGCAGGACAAUCAGAAGAGAAUUGAGAACGACAUUCUAGUUGAGAUAUCUGACCGCACGCACCUGUACAAGGAACUGGCCAGUCUCAAGGUCUCAAGGAAAGCCAUAGUGGACAAAGUGGUCAGUCUAGAGAUGGCUGUCCGAAAUUUCAGAUCCAGCAUAAGAAAGUUAGCCGUGGAGGGGCCCAAAGGUCGUCUGGUGACCAACAUACUAAACAGGCAAGUGGCGGCCCUGAGGAGUCUGAAGAAGCUCCGAGACACGCAGGUGGACAUCCAGAACUCGCUGGUCAAGUACAAGCUGACCCUGCUCAAGACGCACGAGGAGCUGAUGGAGAGGGACCGGAAGCGGGCCAUCAGUGACGUGGCGCUCAGGAAGCUCCAAACUAAGCUCAUGGAGCUUUACAGCAAAAUGGAGCGGGCCCUGUCCACUAGUCUGACCUCCGACGAAAUGACCAAGCUGGUCAAGCAGCAGAAGGAGACGAUGGUCAAGAUCGCCAUCAUGGAGAAGCUGCAGCAGGAGCUUCAGCGGGAGAUCGACAACUACAGGAGGUCAAAGGGCGCGGCAGGUGCCAAGCAGGACGAGCAGCGCAGGGAGCAGGAGACUGAGACCAAGAAGAUGGCGGAGAUCAGGGCCCAAACCAUGGAGCUUUACAACACGCUCAACUCUAAGCUGGAACAGCUGGAGUCGUCAGAUGCUUUAGAAAAACUUGCAGACAUCGCCAAGUCUCAGGACACAGUGGUCAAGUCUCUAGCAGACUACAAGUACUCCCUGCAACAGACUCAGUCAGAAGUGGCGGCACAGAGAGAGCUCCAGAAGAAGGAGGCCCAGAGUACAGCAGUCCUACAUCAGGAGCUGGAGGACCUACACAAGUCUAUGGCCUCAGUCCUGGGACCUCAGGGUCUGCCAGAGAUGCAGGUAGACAAUGCCGACCUGCCGUUAACAGAGUAAAUGCUCAGAUUUGUUGAUGUCAGCUGUCAGAAGCUCGCCAGGGGUGAACGACCGGUCGAUGGUGUGGAUCACUUGACCCCACGUCUAGCAACACGUGGAUCACUGUAGCCGUCAACUGUUUGACUGCGCCAUGUUCGUGACGUCACUAAGAUGGACGUCCAACAGGAACUUCCUAGACCGUGACGUGUGUUGAAGUUUGACUUGCCCCCCCCCCCCCCCCUGCCAUUCUAGUCCUACUACGUGUGUACUGUCAGGGUCGGUCAGCUACAGGUGGAGUAGAGUGGAGCGACCAUCAAUGCUGGACAAGCCUACCUCUCACGAGUUUCUUAACCUAUACAAUCUCCUAUUGUACCAAUAAAAUCAAUUUAUGCAUCUAUACAAUCUCCUAUUGUACCAAUAAAAUCAAUUUAUGCAUCUAUACAAUCUCCUACUGCACCUAUACAAUUACAAUGACCUACUUUAUAACUUAUGCCCGUCAAGUAGCUUUUAACCCUUUUACAAAAUGUAUUGUAUUGACCACGCCCACUCCAUACAAACACGCAUUGACCACGCCCACUCCAUACAAACACGCAUUGACCACGCCCACUGUAUACAAACACGCAUUGACCACGCCCACUCCAUACAAACACGCAUUGACCACGCCCACUCCAUACAAACACGCAUUGACCAGGCCCACCCCAUACAAACACGCAUUGACCACACCCACUCCAUACAAACACGCAUUGACCACGUCCACUCCAUACAAACACGUAUUGAUCACGCCCAGCCCCCUGUACAUUUAAUCUGUUUUUUUUACCGUUGUUAUUUUUCGGUCAAUUUUUAUUUUUUAUAAAUGUUUUUUUACCAAGUACAAUGUCACGUGACUUGUUCAUUUCUGUUUAAAUCAUAAGUCAGCAGGGAUAAUUGCAAUAAAAA
Molecule: messenger RNA, 3114 nt
Organism: Physella acuta
Lineage: Eukaryota; Metazoa; Mollusca; Gastropoda; Physidae
Source: RefSeq, a predicted model, not a curated record